CAAUUUCCUAUGCAGGAAUUGAUUCUUUUCAUUGCUUGUGGUAUCUUCUUACUUAAUUAUAAGGACUAGGUGAUAGUUCUCUGUCUGGAUCAUUGGGUUGGAGGUUUGAGGAGGAAAUGGGAGAAAUUAAUAAGAAAGUUAAGACAUCUCUCUGUCUGAUAUACUGGCUUAUUCUUUCGAAUCAUUUCCUUCUCUUUCCAUCAUAAGCUAUGGACCCUUAAGAUUCCAUCCAGACAUGGUUCUCGUCUUUGCUGUUGUAGGCUAGUAACAAAAUAUUUUGAUAAUAAACUUCCAUGUAUUUGGGGAUUGACUAGACUUUUCGGCAUGCAGUUCAACCAUUUGCUGUUUGGAGUUGCAACAUAAUGCCAUGGAGAUAUCUGAUGUCAACAUUAGAGCUCUGAAAUACUGAUAAAAAGAAAUAAAAUAUAUAUUUGAACUCUGAAAUCGGUUGAGCUACUGAAUUGAAUUUUGAAACGGUUGUCAGUUAUUGCCACUUUUUCCAUUGUUUUUUUGGGUGUGAAGUGUGAUUUUAGUUAUAUUAAAGAGGUAAAAGUUUUGGAUCUGCUCGCCUCACUUGGGAGAUUGUUUGAGAAGUAGUUGACUGAGUCAGUCCAGUGGUCCAAGGUAUUCAAAUUGAGGCACUGUUCACGAGUUCAAAUCCCAGUCUACCGUAUGUGGUCUAACCUUAUCAGAAAAGAUUGUUUGAGAUGACUGUAGUAAGAUUCAGGCUACCCUCUUUUGGGGUGUUUUUGGGUGUACUAUCUUUUUGCCUAAAGGCUCUUCCCCUGCUCACUGAUAAACAUGCUAAAGCAUACCAUGAGAUCAGGAAGUAAGAUCUUACUUUUUGUUUGAUUGUGUCAUUGAGGAGUCUUUGUCUCUGAUCUUACAAUCUUUCUCAUCUUCUGGUUAAUUAGAUUUUCUCCUAUGGCUAGGCGAAGUUGAUGGAAUUCUUCACUUGCCUAAAAUAAAAAAGAUUAGACUGCUCAGAAUCCAGAUGAUUUAUCCAAUUAAAGAAGGGGUUUGGCUGCUUCUCUGGAAGAAUGGGAACUAAUUUAAAGUAUGAACUGGAAUGUCUAGAUGGUCAGGCUGCGGUUUUGGCAGCUUUGGUGUCUAUUUCACCCAGCUUACCUCUUGGUUAUCCAUCUCGUUUACCCAGAUCAGUAGUUGAACUGUCUAAGAAAAUGAUAAUGGAAUCAAGUCGGAAUCCUAUGGCAGCCUCCGUUGAAAAGGAGGCUGGAUGGAUGCUCUUAUCCUCACUGCUUGCAUGCAUGCCAAAAGAGGAACUUGAGGAUCAAGUUUUUGAUAUUCUUUCUUUAUGGGCUUCCGCAUUCCAUGGAAAUCCAGAACGACAUAUCAGUGAAACAGAAGAUCUCCAAUCUAACAUAAGCGUAUGGUGUGCUGCAGUGGAUGCAUUGACAGCAUUUAUAAAGAGUUUUAUCUCUUCUGGUGCUGUGAACAAGGGGAUCUUGCUUGAACCAGUUCUGUUAUACCUUAGUAGGGCUCUGUCAUAUAUAUUGCUGUUGGCAGCCAAAGACCAAAUGAGUGUCAAACAGGCAGCGGAGAUAUUUAUCAUCAAGACACUAAUAGCCUAUCAGUCAAUUUCAGAUCCAACUGCAUAUCGGAGAGACCAUGCCCGUCUUAUUCAGAUAUGUGCAACUCCUUAUAGGGAAGCUUCAAAAUGUGAGGAAAGUUCAUGCUUGAGGAUGCUGUUAGACAAAAGAGAUGCUUGGCUUGGCCCUUGGAACCCUGGCAGGGAUUUGUUUGAGGAUGAACUUCGCUCAUUUCAAGGUGGAAAAGAUGGUCUAGUACCAUCUGUAUGGGAUAACCAGCUUCCGAGCUUUCCUCAGCCGGAGACUAUAAGCAAAAUGUUAGUGAAUCAGAAGCUCCUCUGCUUUGGCGACAUAUUUGCUUCCGAGGAUAUUGGUGGAAUGCUCUCACUCCUCGAAAUGGUUGAGCAGUGUCUGAGAGCUGGAAAGAAACAAGCAUGGCAUGCAACCAGUGUUACAAACAUAUGUGUGGGCCUGCUAUCUGGCUUGAAGGCUUUGCUUGCUCUACGUCCUGAACCCUUACCAUUGGAAGUACUUAGUCUGGCACAAUCCAUCUUUCAGAGCAUUCUGGCUGAGGGUGACAUCUGUGCUUCUCAACGCAGAGCAUCAUCUGAAGGUCUUGGCCUAUUAGCUCGGCUAGGAAAUGAUGUGUUCACUGCCAGAUUGACAAGAGUGCUCCUUGGUGAUAUAAAUUCAGCGGUAGAUUCAAACUAUGCUGGUUCAGUUGCUAUAUCACUUGGUUGUAUUCAUCGCUGCGCAGGAGGGAUUGCAUUGUCAAGUUUGGUUCCUGCUACUGUUAAUUCUCUUUCUUCUUUGGCUAAAAGUUCAAACACUGCCUUACAAAUUUGGUCUUUGCAUGGUCUACUGUUGACUGUGGAGGCUGCUGGAUUGUCCUAUGUUUCUCAUGUUCAGGCGACACUUAGCCUUGCCAUGGAUAUUCUGUUGUCAAAUGAGAUUGGUUCGACUAACCUGCAGCAGGCAGUGGGACGCCUUAUAAAUGCUAUUGUUGCUGUCCUUGGUCCUGAACUUUCUCCUGGCAGUAUAUUUUUCUCGCGUUGCAAGUCUGUCAUUGCAGAGGUCAGCUCCCGGCAAGAGACUGCAACACUUUAUGAGAAUGUCCGAUUCACUCAGCAGCUAGUUCUUUUUGCGCCACAAGCUGUUACUGUGCAUUACAAUGUGCAAACACUGCUCCCAACUCUAUCCGCAAGACAGCCAACGCUGCGACGUUUAGCUCUAUCCACUCUGAGACAUCUCAUUGAAAAGGAUCCAGGGUCCAUCAUGAAUGAAAAUAUUGAAGAUACAUUAUUCCAUAUGCUGGAUGAGGAAACUGAUGCUGAGAUUGGCAGCUUAGCACGGACCACAGUUAUGCGGUUGCUUUAUGCAUCAUGUCCAUCACAGCCAUCACGAUGGCUAUCAAUUUGCCGCAACAUGAUUCUUUCGUCAUCCUCAAGAGUGAUCAGCAGAAGUGACAGUUCACAGAAUGAUUCUUCAAGUGGUCUGGAUGGUGAAACUGGACUUAAUUAUGGAGAUGACGAUGAGAACAUGGUGUCUAGCUCCCAAAACCCAACCUUCCAAGGUUAUAGAAGCAAUCAUCCCAUUGCUUAUCUUCCUAGGAACAAGCACCUCAGAUAUCGAACAAGAGUUUUUGCUGCAGAGUGUUUGAGUCAUCUUCCUGCAGCAGUUGGAAAGAAUCCAGCCCAUUUUGAUGUAGCGUUGGCAAGAAAGCAGUCUGGCAGUGGACCAACUUCUGGAGACUGGCUGGUUCUUCAAUUGCAAGAACUUGUUUCACUUGCUUAUCAGAUCAGCACAAUUCAGUUUGAAAACAUGCGGCCAGUUGGUGUGACCCUACUGAGUACUAUUAUUGACAAGUUUGGAACAUUGGACCCUGAGCUUCCUGGACACCUUCUACUGGAACAGUAUCAGGCCCAAUUGGUAUCUGCAGUUCGAACUGCACUGGACUCAUCCUCUGGCCCUGUCCUAUUGGAAGCAGGCUUGCAGCUGGCCACAAAGAUAUUGACAUGUAAAAUCGUUAGUCGGGAUCAACUUGCCGUAAAACGGAUAUUUUCAUUAAUUUCACGGCCUCUAAAUGAAUUCAAUGACCUUUACUAUCCGUCCUUUGCAGAAUGGGUCUCAUGCAAGAUCAAAGUGAGACUCCUUACAGCACAUGCAUCUCUGAAAUGUUACACCUUUGCGUUCUUGAAAAAUCAACAGAAGGAGAUUUCCGAUGAAUAUUUAGCUUUAUUGCCUCUUUUCUCUGAGAGUUCAAAAAUUCUUGGAAUUUACUGGCUCUGUCUUCUGAAGGACUACAGCUAUAUCAGGACUCAGUCAUUUCCUAAAGAAAAUUGGAAACCAUUUCUUGAUGGAAUUCAGUCAACACUAGUUUCAACUAAAUUGCUAGCAUGUCUGGAAGAAGCUUGGCCCCUGAUCCUGCAAGCCGUGGCAUUGGAUGCGGUUCCUUUGAACACAUAUAUAGAACGAUCCUCAGAAACUGAAAAUCAAUCUGUUACGGACUUAAUUUCUGGGUACAGCAUGGUUGAGUUAGGUUCAGAAGAGUUUCGAUUUUUGUGGGGCUUUGCUCUUCUUCUUCUAUUUCAGGGGCAAGAUUCGGUUCUUGGUCAAUCUAGGCUACCUAUUGGUUCUGUCAAUGCCAUAUUAUGUGGUGGCGGUGUUGGUGAAGAAGUAAAGUCGACUUCUUUGAAGUUGUGUGAAGUUGUGUUGCCUGUGUUUCAAGUCCUGUCAGCGGAGAGAUUUUUUAGCGUUGGAUUUCUCACUAUGGUUUCCUGUCAAGAACUGCUGCAGGUUUGCUUUUUCUCCAUUUUUGUUGAAGAUACAUGGGACAGUCUUGCAAUCUCUAUUUUAUCACAGAUUGUGCAGAACUGCCCCACAGAUUUCCUGAAGACGGAAAGUUUUGUGUAUUUAGUAUCAGAACUUUAUUUGGCACUUCUUUUUAAAUCCUUCACAAGUGCAACUUCUCAGUACCAUUCAAGUCAGGACGAUAUUGUUUCUGUCUUACUUACCACAGCACCGACACUUUUAAAACGUUAUGAGCCAAAGAUGGGUUUGAAAUCAAUUUUGGCUUUUCUUUUGGUUGGUUAUAAGUGCAUUCAAAGGGCUUCAACUGAAUUUUCUCUCUCAAGAAUUCAUGAUUUUGUCCAGUGUUUAACUUCUUUGAUGAAAUCAUAUGUUACUGGUAAGCAAUUCUCAUAAUGAGCAUUCAAGUCC
Messenger RNA from Nicotiana tabacum (common tobacco), 4769 nucleotides. The record is from RefSeq and is a predicted model, not a curated record. Lineage: Eukaryota; Viridiplantae; Streptophyta; Magnoliopsida; Solanales; Solanaceae.